CGUCACGCUCCAAGCAGCGGUUCUCAGUUUGGUUUACGGAUGCUGAGCGGACCGGUUGGUACUCAGGCAGUAACGGGGUUUAAAUCGGUUCCGACGGUUGUUGUUUGAUUUUAUUUUGGCGGCGGACCGCUCACAUCGAACCGGACAGAGAUGGCUCAGAGCUCCGCAGCAGCUGGCGGCGAGUCCUCGGCGAACGAAGAGGCUUUGAAGAGGCGGAACGUCGCUGUCAUCACCGGCAUCACCGGGCAGGAUGGCUCCUACCUGGCUGAGUUCCUGCUGGCUAAGGGCUAUGAGGUUCAUGGGAUCGUCCGACGUUCCAGUUCCUUUAACACGGGUCGCAUCGAGCAUCUGUACCAGAAUCCACAGACACACACUGAAGGAAACAUGAAACUGCACUACGGAGACCUGACUGACAGCACGUGUCUGGUGAAGAUCAUCAACGAGGUGAAGCCAACGGAGAUCUACAACCUGGGAGCUCAGAGUCACGUUAAG
Molecule: messenger RNA, 492 nt
Organism: Austrofundulus limnaeus
Lineage: Eukaryota; Metazoa; Chordata; Actinopteri; Cyprinodontiformes; Rivulidae
Gene: gmds
Product: GDP-mannose 4,6-dehydratase
Biological process (GO): 'de novo' GDP-L-fucose biosynthetic process
Molecular function (GO): GDP-mannose 4,6-dehydratase activity
Source: RefSeq, a predicted model, not a curated record